AUGGCAGAUCCGGUUUUAUUGCAGUCAGAACCGGGAGAGUCCAGUAAUAGAAACGUGCAGCAAAACUGUCCGUCGUUGUUUUAUAAAGCCGCAGAAUUCAAAAAUGAGCGAGCUACAUAUGAACGGGUGGAAAAGUUCAUAUCAAGAAAUCACUUUACCGACUGUAAUUUGUACGGAAGAUUAUAUGACCAGUGCUUGCCUGUGACAGUAAAACAUUUAUUUUUUGGCGAAGAGAAGGUUCCUUUUUCCGUGGCUUUGGAGCAGUUGUCAUCGCAGGGUGACUUAGUCGUGCCAGGAUUUUCGUUUGGGCCCACUUGGACACAGCACUGGUUCCAAAUAGAUUUCAAAGUUCCGAAGAGUUGGGAAGGUAAAGAAGUUGUCCUGCGUUUUAAUGCAGAAUGUGAAGCACUGGUGUGGGAUGUCCAUGGUCGACCUCUAGUUGGUCUUUCUUCUGAUGUCGAACGUACAGACGUGAAAGUACCAUCAGAUUCUUCUGUGUCACAGUAUUACGUAGAAGCAGUAGCGUGCAGCAGAAAUGGUGACGGUGAGAAUGGGCUAAUAAAUCCCGUCAAGUUAGAUAAAACAUUCAAAUUACAAAUGGCGCAAAUUAGUGUGCGGAAUAAACUUGCGUACGAACUUUUUAUGGAUUUUGAAAUUUUGCUGCAAAUGGCCAACUUAUUAUCCAAGGAAAAUGGCCGGCGCUAUGAGGCCUUGUAUUUAGCUAACGACAUUAUAAACCACUUGGUCAUGGCAGAUUUCGCAGAUGACGUCUUGUUACAAAGCCACAGAAGAGCCAACACUUUUUUUUCUCAACCGAAUCCCAGAAGUCAGCUGACGUUGUAUGUUGUAGGAAACUGCCAUAUUGAUACCGCUUGGCUUUGGAGGUACCGAGAAACGAGGCAGAAGUGUGCGAGAAGUUGGGCGAGUGCUGUAAAUCUGAUGAAAGAGUACAGCGAAAUGACGUUUGCCGUGUCUCAAGCGCAGCAACUUCUGUGGACGAAAGAGGAUUAUCCUUUAUUAUUUGAAGAAAUGCAAGAUUUGUCUGGAGAAGGAAGGCUAUCAGGGGUUGGGGGCGCUUGGGUCGAAUUUGACGGUAAUUUACCAAACGGAGAGAGCAUGAUACGACAGUUACUUUAUGGUCAGCAAGAAUUUUACAACCUAUUUGGAAAGUACUCACGGAUCUUUUGGCUGCCGGACACUUUUGGUUACACGGCGCAACUUCCCCAGAUAAUGAAGCAUUGCGGCAUGGAUUAUUUUUUGACUCAGAAAAUGAGCUGGUCAUUAGUAAACAAAUUUCCUCACCACUCAUUCCUCUGGUAUGGUCUAGAUGGCUCUAAAGUUCUUGCGCAUUUUCCCCCUCAUCACUACGUUGCACAAGUGACAGUAAAAGAGUGCCUUGAAUCUGCAUGUAACUUUACUGACCGUGGCAGAUCAGGCGUAGCUUUAAUGUUAUAUGGACAUGGUGAUGGAGGAGGAGGCCCUGAUCAGAAUAUGCUUGAAAGGAUUAAAAGACUGGUAGAUUGUGACGGUGUACCUCGUGUUAUUCAUGGGACGCCGGAAGAUUUCUUUACAAGAGGAGAAUUGUACUUGGAAUUACACAAUGGUACUUAUACCACCCAGGCCACAAUAAAAAAAAUGAACAGGCUGCUUGAAAGCAUACUUCAUGAUCAAGAGUUUUUACAAUCCCUACAACUGCUAGAAUGUGGUAAAGGACGGGCAUUGAGUAAAGAGUGGAAAAGGUUGCUGUUAAACCAGUUCCAUGACGUGCUGCCUGGGACAUGUAUCCAUGAAGUUGUGCGGGACUCAUUAAAAAUUUACACGGAACUUGUAGAAAGUCUUACAGAAGAUGCUGGAAACGUGUUGAAAUUCAAUGGCGAUGACCAGAAAAAAUGGGUUGUCAAUAGCCUGAAUUGGGAAAGAACCUUUUUUUACAACAGGACUUUGUUGAAAGUACCGCCCUUGUCAGUUUGGCCGCUGGAAGAUUUGGAAAUGUUAGACAUUCAGCUGGAAGGACAAUCGUUAAUAAGAGCAAGUGAAGAUUUUUACAUCUUCAGUAAUGCUUUUUUUACUGCAAAGUUGAAUAAGGCAGCACAAAUCCUGAGCUACGUCGUCAAAAACUUUGCUUACGAUGGCGAAUUAGGGAAUUUUGAAGCAGUAUCAGAAAACAGUCCGUCUAAUUCCUUCGUUAUUUUCGAUGACGUUCCCCUGUUUUGGGAUGCAUGGGACGUAAUGGAUUAUCACCUUGAAACCAAAUUGGAAGUCAAGGAGGUGAUUUCGAGUGAUGUGGCUGAGAACUCUGCCAUUUUCGGGCAGCUAAGUGUGGAAAUAAAAGUAAGCAGUGGAAGCAGUAUCAAACAGAAAGUAAUCGUUCGCGCUGACCUCCCGUAUUUAUUAUUUGAUGUAGAAGUUAACUGGCAUGAAUCCCACAAAUUUUUGAAGGUAGAAUUUCCUGUAAAUAUUAACUCGUCAAAUGCUGUAUAUGAUAUUCAUUAUGGCCAUGUUUCUCGUCCUACUCAUAGGAACACAACUUGGGAUUCUGCAAAGUUUGAAGUUUGUGGGCACAAAUGGAUGGCACUUUCGGAGUAUAGCCGAGGCGUUGCUGUCUUAAAUGAUUCCAAAUAUGGCCAUGCUUGUGACGACAAUGUGAUGCGAUUGUCACUUCUAAGAGCCAGCAAGUGCCCAGAUAGCACAGCAGAUAUUGGAUACCACAAGUUUACGUAUGCAUUCUUCCCGUUUUUGGGCACCCUUCAAGAGUCUCUUAGUGGGUUCAGAACAAAUGUUGUUAAAGCAGCUCAUGAGCUCAAUUCUCCAAUUCGACUUGUUAAUUCAUGGCCCUGCUCAAAAAUUGCGGAUAUUUUCACUGUCAUUGGGAGCGAAGGAGUAAUUCUUGACACCGUAAAACCUUCUGAACAGGAUUCUAACGCAUUAGUGCUGCGGCUGUUUGAAAGUUUUGGUGGAGGAUGCCAAGCAAGGCUUUUAUUAAAGCAUGGACGAGUUAUAUCUGUGGAUUUGGCUGACGGUCUUGAAAGAACUGUUCAGAACCUCGUAAUUGAUCCGCCGAUUUGUCACCUGACCAGUAAUUUUGACUCUGUACUUUUGCACUUCCGAGCGUUCGAAGUAAAAACAUUAAUUGUUCGCCUGUUUGAAAUAUAG
This is a messenger RNA of Enterobius vermicularis (human pinworm), 3153 nucleotides long. NCBI's taxonomy places the organism in Eukaryota, Metazoa, Nematoda, Chromadorea, Rhabditida, Oxyuridae. The record is from the annotation of a GenBank genome assembly.